AUGUUGACCAACAGCUGGUUGAAUCAGUCUCCUCUCCCAGCGGACUCCGUGUCCCAUGGUGCCCCGCGCCGCCCACCCUCCCCAUUGGCUGGCGGCGGUGGCGGCACGGCCCUAUCCCAGUGCCCCCCGCUGGCUCACAGCUCGGGCUCCAUCCUCAGGGGCGCCGCGGCGGCAGCGGACUCCAUCUCCCAGCGUGCAGCGCGGCAGCUGCGGUGUGCGUCGGCCAAUCAGCGCGGCGGCGCGGCAAGGGGCGGGCCGGGCGGCGGGGGAGGCUGUUUAAAGUGGCGCUUGCGGCGCGCGAAGGGGAUGGCGGAGCCGGCAGACUAUCCCCCGUUCCAGCUGGGGAAGCCCCGCUUCGAGCAGACUUCAUUUUAUGGCAGAUUCAGGCACUUCUUGGACAUCAUCGAUCCCCGGACUCUCUUUGUUACUGAGAGUCGCCUGAAGGAAGCUGUGCAGCUGCUGGAGGAUUACAAGCAUGGGACUUUGCCCCCAGGAGUCACCAACAAGGAGCUGUGGGGAGCUCAAAAAAUUAAGCAGGCCAUCAUCCACCCCGAUACGAAUGAGACCAUCUUCAUGCCUUUCCGGAUGUCAGGUUACAUUCCCUUUGGAACACCCAUCGUUGUUGGUCUUCUCUUGCCCAACCAGACGCUGGCAUCCACUGUGUUUUGGCAGUGGUUGAAUCAGAGCCACAAUGCCUGCGUCAACUAUGCAAACCGCAACGCGACCAAGCCUUCUCCGACAUCCAAGUUCAUCCAGGGCUACUUGGGAGCUGUCAUAAGUGCUGUCUCAAUAGCAGUGGGCCUUAAUGUUCUGAUUCAGAGAGCAAACAAGUUUACUCCUGCCACUCGUCUCUUGAUCCAGAGGUUUGUGCCAUUCCCUGCUGUCGCUAGUGCCAAUAUCUGCAACGUUGUCCUGAUGAGGCACACGGAGCUGGAAGAAGGAAUUGAUGUUUUGGACAACAAUGGAAACAUCGUUGGAUCUUCCAGAAUUGCUGCAAAACACGCGCUGCUAGAAACGGCCCUGACUCGAGUGGUCCUGCCAAUGCCUAUACUGGUUCUACCUCCAAUUAUUAUGUCCAUACUGGAAAAAACAUCACUGCUGAGGUCUCGUCCCCGGAUGAUUCUCCCAGUCCAAAGCCUUGUGUGCCUCGCUGCCUUUGGCCUGGCCCUCCCCUUGGCCAUCAGUCUCUUCCCACAGAUGUCUGAGAUUGAGACAUCUCAUCUGGAGCCCGAAAUUGCAAUGGCCACCACCAGUAAGACUGUGAUCUACAAUAAAGGAUUGUAA
Molecule: messenger RNA, 1284 nt
Organism: Indicator indicator
Lineage: Eukaryota; Metazoa; Chordata; Aves; Piciformes; Indicatoridae
Gene: SFXN5
Product: sideroflexin 5
Biological process (GO): mitochondrial transmembrane transport; monoatomic ion transport; citrate transport
Cellular component (GO): mitochondrial inner membrane
Molecular function (GO): monoatomic ion transmembrane transporter activity; citrate transmembrane transporter activity
Source: RefSeq, a predicted model, not a curated record